GGCUGGGCUUCAGGAAAGGGAGGUGCGGCGCUCGAAGCAUGGCGUCCAACCUAUACUUGGUUCGCCAGCGGAUCAGCGGGGUCAGCCAGAGGAUGUCCGCCUUCCAGAUCAACCUCAACCCGCUCAAGGAGCCGCUCGGCUUCAUCAAGGUCCUCGAGUGGAUUGCUUCCAUCUUUGCUUUUGCUACCUGUGGAGGUUUUAAGGGCAAAACAGAAAUCCAAGUAUCUUGUUCUACUCUUCCUAGCAAUAAAACUAACAUUACAGCUGCUUUUGGUUAUCCAUUCAGGUUGAAUCAAGCAUCGUUUCAAUCACCUCCAAAUGUAAAUGUGUGUAAUAUAGAUUGGAAAAGUCAUGUUCUCAUAGGCGAUUACUCUUCUUCUGCACAAUUCUUUGUUACAUUUGCAGUCUUUGUGUUUUUGUACUGCAUUGCUGCCCUUCUGCUUUAUAUUGGUUACACGAACAUAUACCGGGAUAGUCGUAAACUCCCAAUGAUUGACUUCAUUGUUACUCUUAUUGCCACGUUUUUGUGGUUGGUAAGCUCUUCGGCCUGGGCUAAAGCUCUUACAGAUAUUAAAAUAGCAACUGGACCCAGUAUUGUUCAGGAACUUGCACCUUGUAGUCACACAGAUGUGAAGUGUUUUUUUGGCUCUGUGACUUCUAUGGGAUCCCUAAAUGUGUCUGUGAUCUUUGGCUUUCUGAAUAUGAUCCUUUGGGGAGGAAAUGCUUGGUUUGUAUACAAGGAGACCAGCCUACAUAGUCCAUCAAAUCCUUCGGUCUCCCACACAGGAAGUGCGUCACCUCCAGCUGGAAUGUAAUUAAAGGGAGAGCUACACUGUGGGAAAUAUGUGUCUAUACUAAAACCUGUUGCCAACAUCUUGAGUAGCAUUGUUUCUUCCUAAUAAAAGUAAUGGCUUUUUCAAUAAAUUGGUGGGUUUUAAAUUUUGCUGCUUUUUAUAUGAAACUAGUGCCUUUCUUUGAAAUUUAAGAUGUAAAUUGAUUCUUACAUGUAAAUUUGAAAGUCCAGGGGCCUAUUAUGAGAUGAUUCACAUUUUGAAAUUAAUAACUUUUUCAUUGUUGUUUGCUUUCCAAAGUAUUUACACCUUAAGCCAUAAUGUGUUGCUUCACUCAGAAAACAGUUACAUUCUCAUUUCAUAAUAGGAAGAAAAUAUUUGGAAUAUUAUAUACACUACUGUAAGUUUGUACAGAUCAUAUACCUAAGACCUGUCUUUGUUUAAGGAAAUCUUGAUUACAUAAAUCAUUUAGAAAAAAAUUAGUUCAAACUUUAUGUCUGAGCAUUGUUCAUGUUAUACAAUUUUUUAAUUGCAAAGACAAGGUGUAACUUUUAUUUCUAUUUUUCUAAAUGACCUGCUGUACUUGAUGGGAGUACUAAAAACCCUGUUAGGAGCAGAGACUUCAAAUUUCAUUUAGCACUUCUGUUACUUGAGAUUCACACUUGCAUUAUGCUGGGGGUUUCCUAGGCUUACUGUGUAAAUAAAAAGAACAUUGCUCAGCUAGGUGUUUUUCCAUGUGAGCAUUCUCUUACUUGUUUUCUAUCUUUUGUUAACUCCAUCUUCACCUUUUUUUUUCUUUUUUGCAGACCCUUUUUAGGGGGUUAAGGAAAAUUAAGAUUACCUUUUUACUUUUGAAACAUUAAAAUUUAAGGUCAAUGAAGUUGCUACUUGAGUUUAGCAUUGAUAUUAUGAAAAUAAAUGCAAUUUGGAUUUUAUGUUUAUUGAUAUUAUUUGUUACUUCACAAAUGGAUGAUUAAGGAAUUAUGCAUCAUAAAGGCACCUAAGUGAGUUUUACUUAUGUACUGUCUUUCACUCACAUUUGGGUAUAUUCUGAAUGCAGUGCUUAUUCAUUAUUUUGCUUCAUGAUCUUUCUGUUAUGCAGGGAUCCAACUUCCUAUUCUUACAAGAUGAUUGUUUAUAUGUGAAGCACAUCUUGCGAUUGCCUUAUUUUUGUUGCAAAAAUGUCAGUGUGAGAAUGUAUAUGUUUUACACAACAAAUAAUAAACAAGUUGAAAGAAA
Molecule: messenger RNA, 2030 nt
Organism: Dipodomys ordii (Ord's kangaroo rat)
Lineage: Eukaryota; Metazoa; Chordata; Mammalia; Rodentia; Heteromyidae
Gene: Sypl1
Product: synaptophysin-like 1
Exons: 6
Coding region: 39-815 (258 amino acids)
Cellular component (GO): synaptic vesicle; synaptic vesicle membrane
Source: RefSeq, a predicted model, not a curated record